AUGGCAGAAAUGGGUCUCAGCAGAGCGCUCGGCUCACCCAACGGUGCCAUGCGAAGAGGAUGGAACGGCAUCACCAUCUCGCGGGACACGAUCCACAUUCCCGGCAUUGAGCUGGGGUUCAAGCGUCCCGUCCUUUUCGAGCGGCAUGCAGUCGGCGGUGAGUACGGCGCCGGCUGGAAGAAGGUUGGCAAAGGCCGCCUGCUCACGACUUUCUUUCCCGAGAACAUGGACGAGGGAAAGCCGACGAUUGUGGAUGGAAGGGAGCUCAAGGAUGAUCGAAGUGUGUGCGUGGUCUACGACAACCCAUUGGAUAAUGUCGAGGACCUCGCCCACGUCUUCUUCCAAAGAUGUUUGGAUGCAAAGGUAGUGCCUUACGUCGUCACCAAGAAGACCGUCUUCAAGUGGCAGGAAGGCUUUUGGCAGAUCAUGCGGGAAGUCUUCGAUUCCGAGUACAAGGCAGCCUUUCUGUCCGCCGGUCUCUUGGACAAGACAGGAGGAGAACUGCAGCACCUGAUUAGCGAUGCUGCAACAAUGCAGAUUAUUCGCUGGACCGACGGUGGGUUCGGCAUGGCCUGUCACAACUACGACGGCGACAUGCUCACAGACGAGGUGGCCCAGGUGCAUCGAAGCCCGGGCUUCAUCACCUCGAACCUCAUUGGAAAGCGAGAGGACGGAGCCUUGAUCAAGGAGUUCGAGGCCUCCCACGGAACGGUGGCGGACCUUUGGCACGCCCACUUGCGCGGUGAAGAGACAUCCAUGAAUCCACUGGGCAUGGUGGUCGCCCUGUUUGGGGCCAUGGACCAUGCUGCAGUCCUGGAGAACGACCCGAAGAUUCUCGAACUGACCCAAAGAUUUACAGGGUGUGCACGAGCAGCCGUCUAUGCCGCCUUCCGUGACGGGCGAG
Messenger RNA from Symbiodinium necroappetens, 904 nucleotides. NCBI's taxonomy places the organism in Eukaryota, Dinophyceae, Suessiales, Symbiodiniaceae. The record is from the annotation of a GenBank genome assembly.